Parnassius apollo (apollo) is the source of this 2112-nucleotide messenger RNA. NCBI's taxonomy places the organism in Eukaryota, Metazoa, Arthropoda, Insecta, Lepidoptera, Papilionidae. The record is from the annotation of a GenBank genome assembly.
AUGGCGUUUACUGGGACAAAUGUCAGUUUGUCCCAGCCGGAUAUAACGCAAAAACUGACGGAGCGCAUAGAUGACCUGAAGCAAAGAAUCGCUGCUUGGGGAAAGCGGAUUCGGCGAUAUACCGAGAGGUCGACACGGUUCAACCAGAAUCGUCUCUUCCAGAGUGAUCAGAAGAGGCUCUAUAAAUCAUUGGAGCGACCAAUGGUAAGUGGAACGGGCCCAGCACCGAAUCAGGCCGACACUGUCGCAUUCUGGCGCGGCCUGUGGUCAGAGCCCGUAAACCACAGCGAGGGCCCUUGGACGGAAGUUGUGGCGAGUCAGUGUGCGGGUAUUACGCCCAUGGACCCCGUCACCAUAACGCCGGACAACGUAGCUGAAGCGGUCCGUAAGGCCCCGAACUGGAAAAGUCCGGGACUCAACGGGUUGCAUCACUACUGGCUAAACGGGUUCAUGGUGUGUCACGCUGUGCUCGCCCGACAGUUUCAAGAGGCUCUCAACCAGAAGUCGCUCUCAAGCCUCUUCACUACUGGGAUCACUCAUUUGGUUCCUAAAGACCAGGUUCCUGAUGACUCUGACAGUGAUGGUGACACAGAAAAAACUUUGCUGCUAGUUAAAAGAGACAGAAACUCAUCAGUCUCCCCAAUUUGGAAACCAGAUUUGGACAUAUGGGGACCUGAUCCAAGUGGAAUGUGUGGCCUUAAACCAGAAUAUUUAGAAUCGUUGGGAAUUACACCACCAAUUGAAAAAUGGGUCCAUGUUUCCAAUUUCAGAUGUGACAAAUCAGAGCUAAAAGAGGUUCUCGAGCUUGCUGGUCAUGUGGUUAUCUGUACUGUGAUAUCAGCCACUAACAAGUAUGCAAAAGUUAUGUAUAAUCAUCCAUUGGAAGCAGUUCAGGCUGUAUCUAUGCUAAAUGGACAGAUAUUCUAUGGACAAGUUCUUAAAGUAUCAAUGUACAAGUGUCCAAACAAUGAGAUGAUACUUCCUAAAGGCCUCGUGAACAUUGGCCCUGGUAUGGGCGAACGGGGGAAACCGUUAAGAGAUAUCGUUAAACAGUACGAAAGACAUCUUAAUGGGAAAAUAUCAUCUGUUAAUCAAUCGAUCUUUAAAGACAUCAGAGAUAAUACGAUAAAUUUAAGAUACACAUCCAACAGUGAAAAUACAGACAGUAUAAUGACUAUAAAUACGGAUUUAAAUAGUAAUUCUCUAGAAAAGGAAAUGGAUUCUAACAAAUCACAUAAUACAAACAAUGAGGUCAAUAUUUCCCAGUUUGUACCAAGUGACCAAACUGGUGAAAAUAAGCAAACGAUUAUCAGACCAGAAAAUAAUUGUACACAACAAUUUCAACCGCAAUAUCCAGUCUCAGCAGGUUCAAAGUCAGCUUCAGUGCAUUCUGUUGGUGGUAACUGGGCUUCAAACAACCACAUCACAAAUCCACAAAGAAAUACCGCAAACAUAUCCGUUCUUGCAGGACCAAGAAAUGUUUAUCCACAAUUCAACAUCCCGGGACUCAACCCAUCUCAGAAUAGUUCAACACCGCGAUUCGCUGGCCCAUCUUCUAUGAAUCUUCCAGUAAAUAAACCCUUGACGAGGUUUUCUGGUCCCACACCGCGACCCAGUUGUACUAUUCUUAGACCUAAUGGUCCGCAAUUUAACAGUCUUAAUUCCAUACAAAAUAGCGCUGCGAUUGGUCCAUACGUACUCCCUGGUGUAAGAGGGCUUGGACCCCGCCCCAAUGUUUGUCAAACUGGUUCCAAUUCUUGGGGUAACUCUGCUCCGAGUUUAAAUAAUCCCGUGUGUAGACCUAGUAAUUUAUCAAAUGUUCCACCAACACAAAUGCCCAUUGCUGAAGCUAAUCGACCCAUAUGUGCACCACAGCAACAAUACAAUGGGACGACCUCCUCAACAGUGGAACUGAGUAAUCUUCCCCUAUCAACAACUUUUCCCCUCCUGUCGGAGAAAUUAGCGCAAGUGGGCCAAGUGCUAUCACUAGAACUGACGACUACCGGCUGCGCGGUAGUCCGCUUCGCUAGCCCUGCUCAUGCCGAGCGAUGUUACCAGCAUUUCAACAAGAUGUGUGUAAUGGGAAAUUAUAUAGAAGUAAAAUUCAUUUAA